GCAAAUUUUACGUAGUGAAGCUGGUACAGACGGCCGACAUUUUUAUGGGUUCUUUUUGAAUCCCAGUAUAUUGGAAGUAACCCAUGGGAAGAGCAUGAAAUUUGAUUUAUUUAUUAUCGCUUUUCAAUUGGCAUGUUGUGUUGGUCGAAUUUUGGCGGGUAGAUUCGAGGUGGUGUGUGGUAAUCCUCCAAAUAAUCCUGCGACUAUUUAUUACUAUGGAGAUGUGGCUGCAGUGUUUGCCUACAGAUUUGAGGAUAUUACGAACUGCAUGUUUCAGUCUGCAUCCCAUGGAAUCUUCUCAAGAGAAAUCCCGUUUAACCUAACCGAUCCCUGUGGAUUUAUAAAAACCUGUGAAACUCGCAAUGUUUACGUCAUAUAUCUAGAGACUCGCUCUCUUCAUCCACUAAUUGAAAGUGUAAGUGAUGAAGAAAUAAUGGUCGUUUGUAAUUUCAUGGCUUAUGGUGACACUGAGGCUGUAUUUGAAGUUGUAUGAAAUGUAAACUCUGUAUAUGAGUGUUUAUCGACAAAAUCAAAAUAAAAUGUAAAUCGUGGUGUCUUUUAUCAAUAAACAAGUGGUACAUAGGUGU
Lottia gigantea (owl limpet) is the source of this 587-nucleotide messenger RNA. RefSeq lists its product as hypothetical. The record is from RefSeq and is a predicted model, not a curated record. Lineage: Eukaryota; Metazoa; Mollusca; Gastropoda; Lottiidae. The coding region runs from base 95 to 493 and encodes 132 amino acids. The transcript has 5 exons.